CCCAAACAGCAGGACCCGCGCGAGCGAUGUAACAUGGCGGAGGACGCGUCCUCAGCCGCUUCGAGCCCGCGGGGCCGUGCGGACGGGGAGGAUGCGGACCCCCCGGAGGAGCAGGGGGCGGCCACGGCGAGGGACGAUCAGGAGCAGUUCGAGUGCCAGGAGCUGUUGGAGUGCCAGGUGCAGGUGGGGGCCCCCGAGGAAGAGGAGGACGCCGGCCUGGUGGCCGAGGCCGAGGCGGUGGCGGCCGGCUGGAUGCUCGACUUCCUCUGCCUCUCUCUGUGCCGGGCCUUCCGCGACGGCCGCUCCGAGGACUUCCACCGGACCCGCGACAGCGCCGAGGCUAUUAUUCAUGGACUGUCCAGUUUAACAACUUAUCAGUUGAGAACUAUAUACAUAUGUCAGUUUUUGACAAGAAUUGCAGCAGGAAAAACCCUUGAUGCACAGUUUGAAAGUGAUGAACGAAUUACACCCUUGGAAUCAGCGCUGAUGAUUUGGGCUUCAAUUGAAAAGGAACAGGACAAACUUCAUGAAGAAAUACGGAAUUUAAUUAAAAUUCAGGCUAUAGCUGUUUGUAUGGAAAAUGGCAAUUUUAAGGAAGCAGAAGAAGUCUUUGAAAGAAUAUUUGGUGACCCAGAUUCUUAUACGCCUUUAAAAAGGAAGUUGCUUCUGGUAAUCUCUCAGAAAGAUGCAUUCCAUUCCUUUUUUCAACACUUUAGCUACAACCACAUGAUGGAGAAAAUUAAGAGUUACGUGAAUUAUGUGCUAAAUGAAAAAUCAUCAACCUUUCUAAUGAAGGCAGCAGCAAAAGUAGUGGAAAGUAAAAGAGCAAGAACAACAACUUCUCAAGAUAAACCUAACGAUAACAACAUUGAAAUGGAAACUGAAGCUAAUGUGGAUGUAGAAAAAAGCGUUAGUGACAAACAGCCUGCAGUAACUGAAUCCUCAGGGCAUACAGUAUCCUUAUUGAGGUCUCACAAGAAUCUCCUCUUAUCUAAGUUGAAACGUGGAACCCAACAACAAGAUUUUAAUAAGAAAGAGGAAAGAGCAGGAACUCUUCAAAGUGAAAGCGGUGGAAGAAAGGAAAACAACAGUAGACAAACCACUGCAAGCAAGAGAAGACGUGUUUUAAACAGUCAGCCAGUAACUCCUGAAAAACAUCGAUCUAGAAAAAAACAGGCAUGGCUUUGGGAAGAAGACAAGAAUCUGAGGUCUGGCGUGAGGAAAUAUGGAGAGGGAAACUGGUCUAAAAUACUCUUACAUUAUAAAUUCAACAACCGGACAAGCGUCAUGUUGAAAGACAGAUGGAGGACUAUGAAGAAACUAAAAUUGAUUUGCUCAGACAGUGAAGACUGAAUGUGUUUGUAAAAGCUUGAUAAAAGGAGAGUUAAAUAUUUUGAUCACUGUGUUUUGUUUGAAACUUGGUGGUCAUUGAUGUAUCCUAAAAUUUUUGUUUAAAGCAUUACAGUAUUUUUCUGUAAGUCAUUUAAUUAAUAUGAGGAUUUGUGCCAUAAGUGUAAGAUUAUUUGCCAUCAUUGUUUUCUUGAAGAAUCUUUUUACUAUGAUAAAAUAUAAAUUUGUUGAGCCCUGGUAGUUUCAAUACCCCUAUCCCCAAAUCCUGUUCCAAAAAAAAUGAAAACCUGGUAAGAGAAAAUAUAUAUUUCUGCUAACCUAUUCUGUGUCUGUAGGCUGACUUCAACUCUCUAACACACACAUAAGAGUGAAGUUUCUAAAUCAGUGAAUAAUAAUAUGCCUUUGACUUAAGAAGUGAUGACUUGAUUUAUGGCCUUAACAUAUUAAUUACUAAGACAUUUGUUUAUAGAAUGAUAAAUGUACAAAGUAAUCUUCAAGUUAUACUAUACUCAAAUUUUCCUUUCAGUAGUUUCAUAUAAAGGAAAAAAGUUGAAAAUAGUAAUACGCAUAGGACAAAAUUUAUACUAUUACCAAGAAAAUAGCUUCAUGUCUCAUUUAGGUACAUUUGACUUUUGUGCCAGUGUUAAAACCUUGACAAAGAUGGUUUUAAAUAAAGCUUCUUUAUAACCUAGUGCCAUAAAUAUCAGUUUCUCUGACUAUUUUAUUUAAUAUAUCAAUAUUGGGCCUAAAUGGUAUUCUGUAAAUUGUUAAAUUGGUAUUAACAAUGAUCAUUUUGACAUCUUUGAUAAAUACUAAAUAAGUAAAAUCAUACCUACCUUACUAGACAAUUUUGAGUUUUCACCAAUAUUUUAUUCUUUAGAUGAUUUAGUCAAACACUAAUAGAAUUAUUAUCAUUUCAAGUUACAUGUGCUGUAU
Messenger RNA from Ceratotherium simum simum (southern white rhinoceros), 2286 nucleotides. The record is from RefSeq and is a predicted model, not a curated record. NCBI's taxonomy places the organism in Eukaryota, Metazoa, Chordata, Mammalia, Perissodactyla, Rhinocerotidae.